Molecule: messenger RNA, 1628 nt
Organism: Anopheles stephensi (Asian malaria mosquito)
Lineage: Eukaryota; Metazoa; Arthropoda; Insecta; Diptera; Culicidae
Product: putative nuclease HARBI1
Exons: 3
Coding region: 264-1592 (442 amino acids)
Source: RefSeq, a predicted model, not a curated record
AACUCCUUUUAUUCCAAUUUCCCAGAAGUGAGUGUUUGACAAACCUGCCCUAUCCGAACGGGACAUGCGCUUGUAGUGGUGCAAUGACGCUUUGUUUACGAAUCGAUGAAACGUCACUCUCGCACCGAACACAACACAACAAGCCGAGAGCGUGCAGAAAGCGGUAAAAUUCGCUUCUCGCCUGUUUUCUCACAAAGCAUUCGGUGUUUCAGCACUCAUAAAGGAGGAAAACUCAGCUUGAAAGGCUUUCCAUUUGCUACGCGAUGGAAACCGAACCCGAACAAACCGACCGAUCGUCCAACGAGACGGCGCUAGUGGUGCAGAUCGUUAGCGAGUAUCGUGCGAUGUUACAGCAACAGAUUGCACUGCACCUAAAGCGCCAGCGUGAUCACAUAGCCCGGAUGCGGCAACGGUUCCUCUCGAAACUGGCACAACGGUUGCACCGGAACUACGUGCUGUACGAUCGUACCAGGCGUCGGAUGUUGAUGGACGUUACGCUGAUUAAUACACGGGGGCGUAAUAUUCGAGAGCGGAAGAGCGUUCGCGAAUGUUCGGAACCACUACCACCGACCGAAUCCGUCGAGGAGUUUAGCGAACUACAGUUCGAACAGUUUCGUAUGGAUCACGGCACGUUUCAGUUUCUGCUGGAUAAGCUCGAACCAGAGCUUUCACCCAAAACACCGGCACUAUCAUCGUCCACAAGGCUGGCGGCGGCAAUCUAUGUGCUUGGAUCGGGAAAGGGUUACGGAUCGGCCGCUGUCAAGUUCGGGAUGGAUUCGAGCGUCGUCCAUGAUUCUGUGCGAAUGUUUUGCCGCGCAGUGAUGAAAGUUUUUCGAAAACAAGUCAUCGCAAUGCCGCUAGAUGACGAUUGUAUCAAGCAGGCUGUGCUGGAGUUUGAGGAAUUUGUCGGCAUACCACAGAUGUGCGGAGUGGUUGGCUGUUUGCAUGUGCCCAUCAAACCGCCGAGCAAGGAGCUGACGAAGUAUGUGAACAGUAAAGGUUGGAGCUCCAUUAUACUGCAGGCGGUCGUCGAUUGCAAUGGAAGGUUUGUAGAUGUAUCGUGCGAACAUCCGGGACAGACGAAACCCGCCGAUAUGCUUAUAAACUCGACCCUUUAUCAACGGAUGGAACAACUGGAGGCACCUACUGCUGCCGUUGGCAAUAGUAACGUGACGCCGUUUCUGCUGGGUGACUGUAAAUAUCCCCUGCUGCCCUGGUUAAUCACACCGUACUCAACCGGCGAAUGUAUGUCCACUGCCGAACGUUCCUUUAACGUGUACGCAGCGAAAGGCCGCAGCUGCAUCGGUAAGGCGUUCGAUCGUUUGGUCGGACGCUGGAAGGUGUUGAAUCGCUGCAUUGAUCACAGUGAAGCUGCUGAUCUGAUCAUUACCUGCUGUACACUGUACAAUAUCGUCGAACAGCGCGGAUCACCGUACCUGGAUACGUGGAACGAGUGUCACAGCGAGGAGGACAUUACACCGGACCAGCCGCACUGGGAGUGCCAGAUUGUGUCGAUGGAUGGGCAGGAGGUGAGAAACCAUCUGAGCAAAUACAUGUACGACCAUUUUCCAGUCGUACACGAUGAGGAUUGAAAAGAAGAAACGAUCAAAACUUCAACACUUAUUCUA